Messenger RNA from Populus euphratica (Euphrates poplar), 2255 nucleotides. RefSeq lists its product as uncharacterized. Lineage: Eukaryota; Viridiplantae; Streptophyta; Magnoliopsida; Malpighiales; Salicaceae. The record is from RefSeq and is a predicted model, not a curated record. The coding region runs from base 222 to 1994 and encodes 590 amino acids. Gene Ontology annotation, cellular component: cytoplasm. The transcript is spliced from 6 exons.
ACCUCCACGAAACCGUCCUCGACACAUUUUUCUUCUUCUUCCACUUCUGACAACUGCAACGCGUGGACAGACAGCCCUUUUUGCCCAGUCUUCGCGUUCCCGCCGCCCCAUUCUCUCUCUAAGACAGAGCAUUUCUUCUCACUCUUCAACCAUUUCUUUAGAAAAAGAGGGCUCUCUGCCUCUCUCGUUAUCAAGAGAAGCAAAAGUUCAGUUAUUCUUUAAUGGCAAAGUCAAAGAAUAAUGCAAAGAAAGUUUCUUACAUUUCAGUUCCAUCACAAAUUAUCAAUUCCUUAUCUUCUUCUUCUUUGCAAUCUCUUCUUCUUUCCCCGAAGAAACCAUCACGAAACAGGUUUUUUGGGUUGAACUUGUAUAGGAGUCCAAGAUUUUGGUUCUUGGCUUUGUUUCUUUUUUGUUUUCUUGGUAUGUUAAAGUUAUCGUACAAUCUUGACCCUUUAGUACCAUUUUCUCCUUACCCUUGUGUGACUAGUCAGCCACAGCUGCAAUACUCUUUCUCUAAGAAGUUAACUACAAGAUCACAACUUGGUUUUGUUUCAAAUGGUGAAAAGAAUGAUAAAAAGGAUCAAGAAGUUGGGUCUGUGGAUGCUCGGGAGCUGAAAUCUGAGGUAGGUUUUGGUUCAAAUGAAGUAACAGAUGAGUCCUUGAAAGGUGUGGUUGAUUUUCAGGGUGGAAAGUCUGAUGUGGUUGAAGAGGAGAGUGAGUUUUGGAAACAACCUGAUGGGUUGGGUUAUAAGCCUUGUUUAAAGUUUAGUAGGGAGUAUAGCAGAUGGAGUGAGCUGAUUGUUAAGAAUAGAAGAAAGUAUCUGCUAGUUGUGGUUUCUGGUGGAAUGAAUCAGCAGAGGAAUCAGAUUGUGGAUGCUGUGGGGGUUGCAAGGAUUCUUGGGGCUGCUUUGGUUGUUCCCAUUUUGCAAGUCAAUGUCAUAUGGGGAGAUGAAAGUGAGUUUUCUGAUAUAUUUGAUUUGGAGCACUUCAAGAGAGUUUUAGCAAAUGAUGUGAGAAUAGUUUCGUCAUUACCAUCAACUCAUAUAACCACAAGGCCAGUGGUUGAGAGCCGAACUCCACUCCAUGUCUCCCCUCAAUGGAUUCGUGCACGUUAUCUUAAAAGGCUUAACAGGGAAGGUGUUUUACUUUUACGUGGUUUGGAUUCAAGACUUUCUAAAGAUCUUCCUUCCGAUCUUCAGAAACUUCGAUGCAAGGUGGCAUUUAAUGCAUUAAGGUUUGCGCCACCAGUUUUGGAGCUUGGUAACAAGCUUGCAGAGAGGAUGCGGAGCAAAGGACCUUAUCUUGCUCUUCAUCUACGGAUGGAGUUGGAUGUGUGGGUGAGGACUGGAUGCCAGCCUGGUUUGAGCCAUGAAUACGAUGAGAUUAUCAACAAUGAGAGGCAACAACGACCUGAACUCCUUACUGCAAGGUCAAACAUGACCUAUCAUGAAAGAAAGCUAGCUGGUCUCUGCCCCUUGAAUGCAAUGGAGGUUGCAAGGCUUCUUAAAGCUCUCGGAGCUCCAAAAGGUACAAGAAUAUAUUGGGCAGGAGGGCAACCACUUGGUGGAAAAGAAGCUUUGCAACCAUUAACCAGAGAAUUUCCUCAUUUCUACAACAAGGAAGAUCUUGCCUUACCUGGUGAACUGAAGCCAUUUGCAAAUAGAGCUUCCUUGAUGGCUGCCAUUGAUUAUAUAGUUUCAGAGAACAGUGAUGUUUUUAUGCCAUCUCAUGGUGGAAACAUGGGUCAUGCAAUCCAGGGACAUAGGGCAUAUGCAGGACACAAGAAGUAUAUAACCCCCAACAAAAGGCACAUGCUCCCUUAUUUCCUAAAUUCCUCUCUCCCUGGAGCUGAGUUCAACAGGAUCAUAAAAGAGUUGCAUCGUGACUCCUUAGGACAACCAGAACUCAGGACUAUCAAAGCUGGAAGAGAUGUUACGAAAUACCCGGUUCCUGAGUGUAUGUGCAGUGAUUCACAUGCUCGCUCCUCUUUGUGAUCGCAUCCAACAGCUGUCAAAAUGGCGCUCUUCGAAUGCAAAGAUUUUUAUGUAUGUGCAGUGGCUUGCAUACUCUUUCAUGAUUAAAUCAGUGCCUACAUGAAGAUAAAAUGCUACAUGUAAAUUUCUUGGGAAAAGUAAAUUGAUUGGCAUGCCCCAACGCUCUCAAGUCCUUUCGAGAGGCAAGUAAAUCACGGUCCAGGCAAUGAUGGCUCUUUGGAGCUCCAUUUUCAAAAGCACAGCUGGAGAAGGCAAGCUUUU